AACCGACAGGGGAGUCGGUGCUUGAAAAGGUGGACUUUCGAGGCGUUUUCUGAGAGUGUUUAUUUUUUCAGUCAACGUAGAAGAAUACAAAUGAUGGCUGACAAUAGUGUAUUAACAUCUGCUACUGGAAGGACAAGCUUGGCAGACGCCUCUAUUUUUGAUUCUAAAGUUACUGAAAUUUCUAAGGAAAAUGUACUUAUUGGAUCUGCUUCCUAUGUUGAAGAAGAAAUGCCUCAAAUUGAAACGAGAGUGAUAUUGGUUCAAGAAGCUGGAAAACAAGAAGAACUUAUAAACGCUUUAAAGACUGUUAAAAUAAUGGAAGUCCCUGUUAUAAAGAUAAGAGAAAGUUGUCCUGGAAAGUCGGAUGAAAAAUUAAUUAAAAGUGUUGUUAAUAUGGAAAUUAAAGUACCCUUUGUAAGGGUGGAAUCAGUGGAAGAAUUUGGAAGUUUGGAUUCUCCAGAAUUUGAAAAUGUGUUCAUAGUCAUGGAUUUCCAGGAUUCUGUUUUUAAUGACUUAUACAAGAAUGAUCAGAGAAUUAUUGGGCCACCAGUUAUCUUAAACUGUGCACAAAAAGGAGAGCCUUUGCCAUUCUCCUGUCGUCCACUCUACUGCACAAGCAUGAUGAACCUCGUACUGUGCUUCACCGGAUUUAGGAAGAAAGAAGAACUAGUCAGAUUGGUGACAUUGGUUCAUCACAUGGGUGGAGUUAUUCGAAAGGACUUUAAUUCAAAAGUUACACAUUUGGUGGCAAAUUGUACACAAGGAGAAAAAUUCAGGAUUGCUGUGAGUCUGGGCACUCCAAUUAUGAAGCCAGAAUGGAUUUAUAAAGCUUGGGAAAGACGGAAUGAACAGGAUUUCUGUGCGUCAGUUGAUGACUUUAGAAAUGAAUUUAAAGUUCCUCCAUUUCAAGAUUGCAUUUUAAGUUUCCUGGGAUUUUCAGAUGAAGAAAAAACCAAUAUGGAAGAAAUGACUGAAAUGCAAGGAGGUAAUUGUUUACCUGUUGGAGAUGAAAGAUGCACUCACCUUAUAGUUGAAGAGAAUAUAGUAAAAGAACUUCCAUUUGAACCUUCGAAGAAGCUUUAUGUUGUCAAGCAAGAGUGGUUCUGGGGAAGCAUUCAAAUGGAUGCCCGAGCUGGAGAAACUAUGUAUUUAUAUGAAAAGGCUAAUACUCCUGAGCUCAAGAAAUCAGUGUCACUGCUUUCUCUAAAUACCCCAAACAGCAAUCGCAAAAGACGUCGUUUGAAAGAGACUCUUGCGCAGCUCUCAAGAGAGACAGACAUGUCACCUUUUCCUCCCCGUAAGCGCCCGUCUGCUGAACAUUCGCUUUCUAUAGGGUCACUCCUAGAUAUCUCCAACACACCAGAGUCUAGCAUUAACUAUGGAGAAACACCAAAGUCUUGUACUAAGUCUUCUAAAAAUUCCACUCCGGUUCCUUCAAAGCAGUCAGCCAGGUGGCAAGUUGCAAAAGAGCUUUAUCAGACUGAAAGUAAUUAUGUAAAUAUAUUGGCCACAAUUAUUCAGUUAUUUCAAGUACCACUGGAAGAGGAAGGACAACGCGGUGGGCCCAUCCUUGCACCAGAAGAGAUUAAGACUAUUUUUGGUAGUAUCCCUGAUAUCUUUGAUGUGCACACUAAAAUAAAGGAUGAUCUGGAAGACCUUAUUGUUAAUUGGGAUGAGAGCAAAAGCAUUGGUGACAUCUUUCUUAAAUAUUCAAAAGAUUUGGUAAAAACCUACCCUCCCUUUGUAAACUUCUUUGAAAUGAGCAAGGAAACAAUUAUUAAAUGUGAAAAACAGAAACCAAGAUUUCAUGCUUUUCUCAAGAUAAACCAAGCUAAACCAGAAUGUGGAAGGCAAAGCCUUGUUGAACUUCUCAUUCGACCAGUACAGAGGUUACCUAGCGUUGCGUUACUUUUAAAUGAUCUUAAGAAGCAUACAGCUGAAGAAAAUCCUGACAAAAGCACUCUAGAAAAAGCUAUUGGAUCACUAAAGGAAGUAAUGACCCAUAUUAAUGAGGAUAAAAGAAAAACAGAAGCCCAAAAGCAAAUAUUUGAUGUUGUUUAUGAAGUAGAUGGAUGCCCAGCUAAUCUUUUGUCUUCUCACCGAAGCUUAGUCCAACGAGUUGAAACGAUUUCUCUAGGUGAACACCCCUGUGAUAGAGGAGAGCAAGUAACUCUCUUUCUCUUCAAUGACUGCCUGGAGAUAGCAAGAAAGCGACAUAAGGUUAUUGGCACUUUUAGGAGUCCUCAUGGCCAUACUCGACCCCCAGCUUCUCUUAAGCAUAUUCAUCUAAUGCCUCUUUCUCAAAUUAAGAAAGUGCUGGACAUAAGAGAAACAGAAGAUUGCCAUAAUGCUUUUGCCUUGCUUGUGAGGCCACCAACAGAGCGGGCAAACGUAUUGCUCAGUUUCCAGAUGACGUCAGAGGAACUUCCAAAAGAGAACUGGCUAAAGAUGCUGUGCCGACAUGUAGCCAAUACCAUUUGUAAAGCGGAUGCCGAGAAUCUUAUUUAUAGUGCUGAUCCAGAAUCCUUUGAAGUAAAUACUAAAGAUAUGGACAGUACAUUGAGUAGAGCAUCUAGAGCAAUAAAAAAGACUUCAAAAAAGGUUACAAGAGCAUUCUCUUUCUCCAAAACUCCAAAAAGAGCUCUGCGAAGGGCCCUUAUGACAUCCCAAAACUCAGUGGAGGGAAGAAGUCCUUCCAGCAGUGACAAGCAUGUAAUGAGUCGUCUGUCUAGCACAUCAUCAUUAGCAAUUGCCCAUUUUGUUUCCACAAGCAAUACAGUUGGAUUUACUAAGUAUGUUUAUGCACAGCGCUCAAACUCUACCGCUGGGCGCUCUCAAAACUCCUGGUUUCGAUCUAUACGUCAUUCUGCCUCCCAAGCUAGCUUUUCAGAGAUACUAGAAGGAACUAUUGAUUUUUCAAAUUUCAAAAAAAGUCCUAUCCAAGUCAUCUUUGACAUUUGUGAAGAAUUAGGAGAUAUGCCAGCCAGUAAUGGAAACAAGCCUCGUGAAGUUUAAUGGUAUCCCAUCUCCCUCCCUUGUCAGCCUGCCAUCCUUCUUUGAAAGGAGAAGUCAUACUUUAAGUCGAUCUACAACUCAUUUG
This is a messenger RNA of Suricata suricatta (meerkat), 3100 nucleotides long. It is a transcript of the gene ECT2, whose product is annotated as epithelial cell transforming 2. Bases 91 to 3015 code for a protein of 974 amino acids. Gene Ontology annotation, molecular function: guanyl-nucleotide exchange factor activity; GTPase activator activity. The record is from RefSeq and is a predicted model, not a curated record. Gene Ontology annotation, cellular component: cell cortex; nucleus. Gene Ontology annotation, biological process: intracellular signal transduction; regulation of cytokinesis, actomyosin contractile ring assembly; mitotic cytokinesis. NCBI's taxonomy places the organism in Eukaryota, Metazoa, Chordata, Mammalia, Carnivora, Herpestidae. The transcript has 26 exons.